This is a messenger RNA of Trypanosoma grayi, 564 nucleotides long. RefSeq lists its product as hypothetical. The record is from RefSeq and is a predicted model, not a curated record. The coding region runs from base 1 to 564 and encodes 187 amino acids. Lineage: Eukaryota; Euglenozoa; Kinetoplastea; Trypanosomatida; Trypanosomatidae. The transcript has a single exon.
AUGGUGAAAAGCUCCAACCGCGUGCAGCGCAAGCUUGCAAAGAAGCAUGCGCGUGCCGCUACACAAGAAGAAGGGCAGCAGCAGCAGCAGCAGCAACGCGGCGGCGGCGGGGGCGGUGUGAACGCGGAAGACCGACGUGCGAAGCCGCCGCAGCGGCUCAAGCAGCAGAAGGCCAAGAAGGACACCAGCAGCGGCCGCCACGGCAAGUCAGCCUCAUCGACAACUGUUCUUCAAGAGGAUCGGCACCCACGUAGAACGCAGGGCCCUUCCAAAGUCAAAAAGACGUCCGCGAAGAAGAGCAGCGGCGGCAGUCUCCAGAAGGAUGAGCAUCGCCGCGUCGCCGUCAAACUUGUCGCACGCGAGCAGCAGCAGAAGAGUCGUAUGACGGUGGCGGAGUCCCGCAUGGAGGCAGCAAAGGAGGAGCUGGCGUUGUUUGACCAUGUCGUGCAGCUCCCCGACUUUGCGGCGAACCCGUUCCUCGCGAUUGAGGGGCACCUCAACGACACCAUGGCAUUCCUGCAGCCGCAGACACCCGACGUGGGCAGGCGCAAGCGGGAGGAGUAG